Drosophila persimilis is the source of this 950-nucleotide messenger RNA. RefSeq names its product NFU1 iron-sulfur cluster scaffold homolog, mitochondrial. NCBI's taxonomy places the organism in Eukaryota, Metazoa, Arthropoda, Insecta, Diptera, Drosophilidae. The record is from RefSeq and is a predicted model, not a curated record. The transcript is spliced from 3 exons. Gene Ontology annotation, biological process: iron-sulfur cluster assembly. Gene Ontology annotation, cellular component: mitochondrion. Gene Ontology annotation, molecular function: iron-sulfur cluster binding; iron ion binding. Bases 20 to 880 code for a protein of 286 amino acids.
CACGACGAAAACUACCGAAAUGUCGAAAUUACUCUCGUACACAGCAAGAAUUAUUUUGCGUAACUCACGCAUCACCGUCAGGCAGCUCGGCCAGGAAGGUGUCCGAGGUUUUGCGGGUUUCGUGUCAGGGCAACGUAAUGCGCCGCAGCCGGCUUAUGGGCGGCCAGUACCAGGACUCUUACGCCAGAAGAUGGUAUCGUCGAUUGGGAAGCGUAGCAUGUUCAUUCAGACGCAGGACACACCGAAUCCAGACAGUCUGAAGUUUCUGCCCGGUGUCGAGGUGCUGGGCAAGGGCAAUACCUAUGAUUUCCCCAGUGGAACGGCUGCCCACUGCAGUCCAUUGGCCAAAUUGCUAUUCCGCGUUGAGGGCGUGCGGGCAGUGUUUUUUGGCUCUGACUUCAUCACUAUCUCCAAGGAAGAAAGUGCCGAGUGGAGUCUGAUAAAGCCAGAGGUAUUUGCCGUCAUUAUGGACUUCUUUGCCAGCGGGUUGCCCAUAUUGCAUGAGGCUCGACCCAAUGCCGAUACCGAGAUACUCGACGACGACGACGAGACAGUAAUGAUGAUCAAAGAGUUGCUUGACACACGCAUCCGACCUACAGUGCAGGAAGAUGGUGGAGACAUCGUCUUCAUAAGCUACGAGAACGGUGUCGUCAAGUUGAAGAUGCAGGGCUCCUGCUCAUCCUGUCCCAGCUCGAUUGUCACCCUAAAAAACGGCGUGCAGAAUAUGCUGCAGUUUUACAUACCUGAGGUGGAGUCCGUGGAGCAGGUCUUCGACGACGCCGACAGGAUGGCCGAUAAGGAGUUCGAGCGCUUCGAAAAGAACCUUAAACAAAAGGAGCCCGCUGGGGCGCCGGUGGGCAUAGGCGGUGGCCCCAAUUAGUUAUCGAUCUGUUGUUAUAAUGUUUGCGUUGCUAAUUCUGUAGUAAAAUCCUAGUUAUACACAUAUGUAA